CGCAAGGCAGACUGAGCUGCUGGCGGCGUACGCGGGACGAGGAGACGGGCGGCAGCGUUAAGUCCCGCGCGCGCACGCAGGCACGCCGCCGCAUCCCCCAGGGCUCAGCUGCUGGCUUCCAGGCCUAGGUGCCCAUGACGCCUAUGCUGACCACUGCCUGGACACCACCGCUGCCCCAAGCUAGCACCACCGCCCGGGCCCCAAUGCCGGUCAUGCCCAUCCCGCGGCGGGUGCGCUCCUUCCACGGCCCGCACACCACCUGCCUGCACGCAGCCUGCGGGCCGGCGCGCACCUCCCGCCUGGCGCGCACUAAGUACAACAACUUCGACGUGUACAUCCGGGCGCGCUGGCUGUACGGCUUCAUCCGCUUCCUGCUCUACUUCAGCUGCAGCCUCUUCACGGCCACGCUGUGGGGCGCGCUGGCCGCGCUCUUCUGCCUGCAGUACCUGGGCGUGCGCGUCCUUCUGCGCUUCCAGCUGAAGCUCUCGGUGCUGCUGCUGCUGCUGGGCCGCCGGCGCGUGGAUUUCCGCCUGCUCAACGAGCUGCUCAUCUACGGCAUCCGAGUGACGGUGCUGCUGGUGGGGGGCCUGGGCUGGUGCUUCAUGGUCUUCGUGGACAUGUGAGGGCCACCGUGGGCCUGGGCUCUGGGGUUUGUUUAUUGCGGCCCUGUUCUGUUCUUGAGGGGGUAGGUCAGGAUUCUGCUCUUUCCAGCCCGUCUUGCGGAUGGGUCUGAAGACCGUCCACCUCUGGCGGUGGGUCUGGGCGCGGUGCUGAGACUGUUCUGCGAAGGGGACGCUGGCGCCCCCUCUGCUGCUGGUUUUCCGCGCCAACCCUCCGUGUGUUCAUGUAGGUACAGCGCCUCACUGGCCACCUGCCCUCACUUUUCCAGGCUGGCCAGGGUGAGGCCCGUUGGCCCCGUCUGCUCUUGGAGAGCCUCUGUGUCCCUCCUCCUGGCCAGCCACACGGCCCCUGCCCCAGCCUUAGGGAAGUGCCGAUGGACCACACCGCCGCGAAGCUGAUCACUGCCCUGGGCCACCCAAGUCCUGGCACAGCUCACGGGCCCUCCGUCUGCCCCCCUGAGUCCCAGGCCAGGCUUCAGGGCCGUGUUGGUUUGCUUAGAUGCAGUCAAGUGGGAGUCACGGGCAGCCUUGGCAGGUUCCCAGAUCAGGGGCCAGCCCGGGGUGCAGGGCAGAUCUGUUUUCCUCUGGGGCAGGUUUGUUGAAAACAUCAAGCUGGAUGCCAUAGUCUCUUCAAGUGUGCAUUUGUGAGGAGGUACCUUAACUCCUUUCUGGCUGGUGGGGGGGAGUGGAGCUUUGGCCUCUCUUCCUCUGAGGGAUGGCUAGAAUUGAAACGUGCGUAUUGGGAGCUGACGCACCACAGCCUCUGUGCGUGCGCCAUGGAAACGUGAGCCAAGCUUCUGUUGAAAGAGCACCUCUUAGGGGUAUGCGUGUGCACUGGGGCGGGCUGCCCCUGUGUUCCCGCCCUGGGGCUCUUGGAGCAGCUGCGGAGUGACAGGCAGAACUGAAUGUGGGGCUGGAAAGAGCAAAGGGCCUGUUGGUCCAGCCGGGGGCCAAUGUCUUGUCCAGACCCUUUGCUUCUCUGUCAGAGGAGGAGAGGGUGGCCCGGUGGCUCAGUAGUCACCAUGGGUCUCCUCGGCAGGUGAGAAGCUGCUUUGAAUAAUUGUGCUGGGACAACAGGCAUAGACCGGGGACAGGACACAGCCCCAUCCUGGGGGUGACAGACCCCCACCUCAUCCCAAGUUGUCCCCACCCCCAUCCCCUGGGCAUGGGCAGUGGUCCCUAUGACCCCGCGUGGCCAGGCAGUCCAGUGGCCAGGGGAGCUGUCAGAAGUUGGUGUCACGGGAAGAAGAACCCAAAUCAAGUAGAAAAAGCAAAGAAAGCUUGGCUGUAAACCAUGGUUUUUUAUUUGUAGCCAGCUUCUAUCCAGUGAUUGUCCACUUGGGGACAGUGGGAAGGCUCCUUGGGCGAAGUUCUUUCUCGCCUUGAGUCUGUCCUAGUUCCCUGGAUGGCAGGCGGGGAGCUGACCUGCGUGGAUCCCCCUUCUCAGCGCCACAGAGAAUCUUUUGCACUAAAUCAUGCUGUUUCCUAAAAGUUUUGUUUUGUGUUAACUCAGAUUCCCCCAAAGCUCCCGUCACUGAGGUGGACACCUGUCCACGCCGUCAGGAUGGCAGGAGGGGUCUGGCCGUGCCACCUUGAAUGUCGUUGCGGCCACGUGAGGAACUGGCACGUUGAACACAAAGAUGCUUGGUGUCUCGAGUGCCUGUUAUAUUCUUUAUGAAAUGAGCCACCUGCAUUAAACUUAUUUUUUUAACACGUUGA
Messenger RNA from Leptonychotes weddellii (Weddell seal), 2339 nucleotides. NCBI's taxonomy places the organism in Eukaryota, Metazoa, Chordata, Mammalia, Carnivora, Phocidae. The record is from RefSeq and is a predicted model, not a curated record.